CCCUCCCGCGCCCCCUUGAGCCAUGAACUUUGUCCGAGGGGCCCCGUCGGUGGUGGUCUUGAACGUGGGGGGCACCCGCUACUCCUUCGCGCGGGAGGUGCUGAAGGACUUUCCCCUGCGCCGGGUGAGCCGCUUGCACGGCUGCCUCUCGGAGCAGGACGUCCUGGAAGUGUGCGACGACUACGACCGCGAGCGGAACGAGUACUUCUUCGACCGGCACGCCGAAGCCUUCGGCUUCAUCAUGCUCUACGUGCGCUACGGCCACCUGCGCUUCGUGCCCCACAUGUGCGAGCUCUCCUUCUACAACGAGAUGAUCUACUGGGGCUUGGAGUGCUCCCACCUCGAGUACUGCUGCCAGCGGCGCCUCGACGACCGCAUGUCCGACACUUACACCUUCUACUCGGCGGAAGACCUCCAGGCGGAGAUGGCCGGCGGCUGGAACAGCGCCAGCAGCAGCGGCAGCAGCAGCAGCAGCGGCAAAAGUAGUUGCCCGCCGGCCCAUCAUCCCCACCACGGCCACCGAGAUCCCGGCCUGGGUGCCGGUGGUCCCGCGGCGCCCCCGCCUGGCGCCGCCGAGAAGAAGUGGCUGGAGAGGAUGAGGAGGACUUUUGAGGAGCCCACCUCGUCCUUAGCGGCCCAGAUCCUGGCCAUGGUUUCCAUCCUCUUCGUCAUCGUCUCCAUGGUGGUGCUCUGCGCCAGCACCAUGCCCGAGUGGCGGGCGGCGGAGAACCGAAGCAUGGAGGAGAACAGCAGGUACACAGCAGAGUCAAUCAGGGAGCCUUCAGGGAUUAUUGAAGCAAUCUGUAUAGGCUGGUUUACUGCAGAGUGCAUUGUGAGAUUCAUCGUCUCCAAAAACAAGUGUGAGUUUGUCAAGAGGCCUUUGAACAUUAUUGACUUGCUGGCAAUAACUCCCUAUUAUAUUUCUGUCCUGAUGACAGUUUUUACAGGGGAGAACUCUCAGCUCCAGAGAGCUGGAGUCACUUUGAGAGUCCUGAGAAUGAUGAGGAUUUUUUGGGUGAUUAAACUUGCCCGCCACUUCAUUGGCCUCCAAACACUUGGCCUGACUUUAAAGCGAUGCUAUCGGGAAAUGGUGAUGCUGCUUGUCUUUGUUUGUGUGGCUAUGGCAAUCUUCAGUGCACUUGCCCAACUCCUUGAACAUGGAUUGAAAAUUGGGAAACCGAAUGAAGGCUAUGCCAGCAUCCCAGCUGCUUGCUGGUGGGUUAUCAUCUCGAUGACUACUGUCGGUUAUGGCGAUGUGUGUCCCAUCACUAUACCCGGGAGGAUUCUUGGAGGGAUUUGCGUGGUCAGUGGGAUUGUUUUGCUGGCCUUGCCAAUUACUUUCAUCUAUCACAGCUUUGUACAAUGUUAUCAUGAGCUGAAGUUUCGGUCUGCUAGGUACAGCAGGAGCAUCUCUGCCGAAUUUUUAAAUUAACGAGUAGCACAAAUGCAUUUCAUAAUAGCACUAAAUAUAUCAACAGAAUUGACUGGACCCUCCUCGUCCCUUCGUUUCUUGAAUGAGAGCAGAGUGAAACGUUUGACCCCUAUAGUGGCUGAGAGAGGCCGUGACGAGAAUGAAGUCUUCAUUUGUUACUUACAUCAAGCACCAGAAUCUUCAGCCCUUUGGACUUCUGCAUUGAUACACACUGUUGUGGGUGAAGCACAUGCAUUUCAAAAAACAAAUUCAAUUAUAUUUUAAAAUACCAAAUCUUUAUUUCAAGUGCUGUUUUCAGGAGCACUGUUGGAUUGGAUCCAGGCUUAGUGUGCUUAAAGUAAGCCCACUGAAAUCAUUGGAACAAGUUAGUCAUUACUAAAUUAAUCUGUGUUACCUAAGCCUGAAUCUAACCAAUUGUACAUUAUUUGGUCCCAAUCCAAAAGUUACAAGUCACUAUCUUUGUGUUCUCAAGUGUGGAUGAAUGUGAUUUAUUUAUUUUUAAAUAACAGCCUCUUGUGCCGUAUGGCAAGCAACUCAUGAAACCUUGGGUGAAGUUGCAAAAAAGUAAAUGUGAUAAGUCAUGGAGAGGGGAAGACUGCUCCUCUGGAGUAAGAAAAGCCAGUAUUCCUGCUUAUAAUGAAAAUCCUCUGGGCAUGCCAAUAAAGCUCUCUGGAUUGCA
Molecule: messenger RNA, 2111 nt
Organism: Pogona vitticeps (central bearded dragon)
Lineage: Eukaryota; Metazoa; Chordata; Lepidosauria; Squamata; Agamidae
Gene: KCNG3
Product: potassium voltage-gated channel modifier subfamily G member 3
Biological process (GO): protein homooligomerization; potassium ion transmembrane transport; action potential
Cellular component (GO): membrane; voltage-gated potassium channel complex
Molecular function (GO): protein binding; delayed rectifier potassium channel activity
Source: RefSeq, a predicted model, not a curated record